AUGGGGCUCAAAAGUUGGAUCAGCUCAGGUUAUGCUGUUCUGUUCAUUUCGGGUCUUCUCCAAGCGCAUUGCAUUGCCAAAGGAGAGUCAAAUGAACACCUCGGCGAUUGUGAUUUAUUCCAAGGGACUUGGGAGUAUGAUGACGUAUCAUACCCUCUAUACAGCACCUCAACAUGCCCAUUCAUUGAGAAACAGUUUAAUUGCCAGGGGAACGGACGGCCCGAUAAGUUCUACUUGCAUUACAGAUGGAAGCCCAGUGCUUGUGCAUUACCCAGGUUCAAUGGCCAGGAUUUCCUGAGGAGGAUGAAGGGGAAGAAGAUACUAUUUGUGGGCGACUCGCUGAGCAUCAAUCAGUGGCAGUCACUCACCUGUAUAUUGCAUGCUUCAGUUCCCAAGUCCAAGUACACUCUCUCCACCAAAAAUGGUCUCUCCACUUUUAUCCUCCCGGAUUAUGGGAUAUCCAUUGCGCUAUCAAGAAAUAAUUUCCUUGUGGAUAUUGUCAAGGAGAAGAUGGGGAGAGUCCUUAAGCUUGACUCUAUUGCUGACGGCGUUGCAUGGAAAGGAUACGACGUUCUGAUUUUCAACACAUGGCACUGGUGGCUUCACAGAGGAAAGAUGCAACCGUGGGACUACAUUCAAAUAGGAGACAAAGUACUCAAAGAUAUGGACCGCUUAGUUGCUUUCCAAAAUGGACUAACCACAUGGUCGAAAUGGGUACAAUCCAACAUCGAUCCGACCACUACUAAAGUGUUCUUUCAGGGAAUUUCUCCCACACAUUACAAGGGUGAGGAAUGGAAAGAACCAAAAUCCACGUGUAGCGGACAAACGGAACCCAUUAAAGGGUCCGUGUAUCCUUCAGGUCUGCCGCCGGCAGUGACUGUGGUGAAGGAAGUUUUAGCCAACAUGUCCACGACCGCCGUGGCUGUCACUUUGCUCGACAUAACAACGCUUUCGCAGCUGAGGAAAGAUGGGCACCCUUCCAAAUACGACGGAAUUCAUGGCAAAGGCAAGAUCGAUUGCAGUCAUUGGUGUCUCGCCGGCGUUCCUGACACUUGGAACGAGAUACUAAAUGCUAUUCUCAUUGCCAAUUCCGUAUAA
Messenger RNA from Eucalyptus grandis, 1098 nucleotides. RefSeq names its product protein trichome birefringence-like 41. The record is from RefSeq and is a predicted model, not a curated record. Lineage: Eukaryota; Viridiplantae; Streptophyta; Magnoliopsida; Myrtales; Myrtaceae. The transcript has 5 exons. Gene Ontology annotation, molecular function: O-acetyltransferase activity. The coding region runs from base 1 to 1098 and encodes 365 amino acids. Gene Ontology annotation, cellular component: Golgi apparatus.